Molecule: messenger RNA, 5185 nt
Organism: Puntigrus tetrazona (Sumatra barb)
Lineage: Eukaryota; Metazoa; Chordata; Actinopteri; Cypriniformes; Cyprinidae
Gene: rictora
Product: RPTOR independent companion of MTOR, complex 2 a
Biological process (GO): TORC2 signaling; positive regulation of phosphatidylinositol 3-kinase/protein kinase B signal transduction
Cellular component (GO): TORC2 complex
Molecular function (GO): protein serine/threonine kinase activator activity
Source: RefSeq, a predicted model, not a curated record
AGAGGGGGAGCGUCUGCGCUCAAACAUCGCGAGAGGUUACGAGAGUUCCGGUGUUGUGAUGAUGAACGUCCCUGCCAACAUGGCGGUCAGCAUCCGCGGCCGUCCGACCCGGAGUGUACGGAUGAGAGGUCGGAAUGACAGCGGGGAGGAGAAUGUACCGCUGGAUCUUACGCGGGAACCCUCUGAUAACAUGCGUGAGAUCCUUCAGAACAUCGCCAAAUCUCACGGGGUUUCCAACAUGAGGAAGCUUGGCCACCUGAACAACUUUGUUAAGCUCCUGAACAGUGUAAAUAACUGUGAAGAGAAAUUAGGAUUUACAUACGAGGAAAUCAUCAUUUGUCUGCGCGUGGCCUUGCUGAAUGAGGUGAAAGAGGUACGGGCUGCGGGUUUGAGAGCGCUAAGGUAUCUGAUCCGUGACAGCAGCGUCCUUCAGACAGUUCUUCAGCUGCAGGUGGAUUACCUGAUCUCCAGGUGUAUUGACAUUCAGCAGAGCAAUGAGGUGGAGAGAACUCAAGCCCUCAGACUUGUCAGAAAGAUGAUAACAGUGAACGCACAGCUCUUUCCCAGCUCUUUAACGAACUCGCUGAUCGCGGUGGGGAACGACGGGCUGCAAGAGAGAGAUCGCAUGGUUCGAGCCUGCAUCGCCAUCAUUUGUGAACUCGCACUGAAGAACCCCGAGAUUGUGGCCCAGCGGGGAGGUUUGAGCACCAUCCUGAAGAACGUCAUUGACUGUCAGCUGAGCCGCAUCAACGAGGCCCUGAUCACCACCAUACUGCACCUGCUCAAUCACCCACACACACGCCAGUACAUACGUGCUGAUGUUGAACUGGAGCAAAUUCUUGCACCUUACACAGAUUUUCACUACAGACACAGCCCUGACACAGCAGAGGCACAAAUCAAGGAGGACAGAGAAGCUCGUUUUUUAGCCAGUAAAAUGGCUAUCAUUGCAGCCUUCCGCUCGUGGUCAGGUAUUAUUAACCUGUGUAAAUCAGGGAACUCAGGAGUCCAGUCUUUGAUAGGCCUGCUUUGUAUACCAAACAUGGAAGUCAGGAAAGCCUUAUUAGAGGUCAUGUAUGAGAUCUUCAGGUUGCCUGUUCCUAUAGUGACAGGAGAUUUUGAGGAAGCCCUGCACAGCGUGGACCCCAGCAAGUUUCAGGACAGCUGGAGACUAUCUGAUGGGUUUGUAGCUGCAGAAGCCAAAGUCAUAUUGCCUCACAGAGCACGAUCCAGACCAGACCUCAUGGACAACUACCUGGCACUACUGCUGUCUGCCUUUAUCAAUAGUGGACUGCUGGAGGGUCUGGUGGAGGUAGUGACCAGCAGUGAUGGACAGAUAUCAGUGAGGGCCACUAUACUGCUUGGAGAACUUCUGCACAUGGCCAAUACGAUUCUUCCUCACUCUCACAGUCAUCACCUGCACUGUCUGCCCACGUUAAUCAACAUGGCUGCUUCCUUUGACAUCUCUCAGGAGAAACGGCUGCGUGCCAGUGCAGCCGUGAACCACCUGAAGCGUUUCCACGAAAAGAAACGACGUGGCCCCAAACCUUAUAGUCUUUACCUGGAUCACAUUCUGCGCAGGACGUCCAACUCCACUCACAAGAGAGAGCAGCACCAGCGUCCACAGAAGGACAUCUACAUUAUGAAGGACACUGAAGAGGCGCUGAUGAUGAACUUGAGGGACAGUCAGAUCCUCAACCACAAACAUAACCUGGACUGGAACUGGAUUCUGAUCAUCACUAUACUGAAGUGGCCAAAUGUGAACCUCAGAAACAACAAAGAUGAGCAGAUGCACAAGUUUGUAAGGAGGUUGCUGUAUUUCUAUAAGCCCAGCAGUAAGCUGUACUCGGCUCUGGAGCUGGAUCACGCCAAAGCCAGACAGCUGGAUGUAGCGGGCUGCCAGUUCAACCAGUUCCUCUUGGAUUCAGAGGACGACGGUCAGGUGUAUUUAGAAGAGCUUGUGAAGGAUAUCGUUCAGUGGCUCACAUCCUCUUCUGGGCUUAAAUCUGAACGCAGUCUCCAUAGCAAUGGCCUCCUCAGCACCCUCAGUCAGCACUACUUCCUGUUUCUGGGUACUCUGUCUGCACAACCAUCCGGAGUCAAAAUGCUGGAGAAAUGUGGCGUUUUUCAGUGUCUCUUGAGCUUGUGCUCAAUGAAAAACCAGGAUCACCUGCUAAAACUAACGGUCUCCACUCUGGACUACAGCAGAGAUGGACUCGCUCGAGUCAUUCUGUCCAAGAUCCUCACAGCAGCCACUGAUAACUGCCGCCUCGCCACCAAACACCUGCGUGUGCUGCUGCUCGCGAACGUUGAGUUCUUCAGUAAUUGGGGGAUGGAGUUGCUAGUCACGCAGCUGCAUGACCACAACAAAACCGUCUCUAUGGAGGCGCUGGACAUCCUGGAUGAAGCCUGUGAAGAAAAGGCCAACUUGCACGCUCUGAUCCACAUGAAACCUGCUCUGUCUCACCUGGGAGAGAAAGGCCUUCUGCUGCUGCUGAGGUUCCUGUCCAUCCCAAAAGGCUUCUCUUACCUCAAUGAAAGAGGCUACGUCAGCAAACAGCUGGAUAAAUGGCAGAAGGAGUACAAUCUAAAGUAUGUGGACAUGAUUGAGGAGCAGUUAAAUGAAGCUCUCACAACAUACCGCAAACCUGUUGACGGAGACAACUACGUCCGCCGCAGCAACCAAAGGUUACAGAGGCCAAAUGUGUUUCUCCCUGUGCAUUUAUAUGGGCAGUUGGUCCAUGAUAAAACCGGCUGCCUUCUGCUGGAAACUCAGGGUGUUAUCCCGGAUCUCAGCUAUACAGUCCGAUCUCCAGUAUUGGAUCAUUUUGAGGGCAUUAAACAGCUGAAAGCAGCGCUGUGGGCUCUGGGAAACAUUGGCAGCUCAAACUGGGGCCUGAACCUUCUACAAGAGGAGAAUGUGAUUCCAGAUAUUAUUGCUCUGGCUCAGCACUGUGAAGUUCUGUCCAUACGUGGUACGUGUGUGUAUGUUCUGGGGGUGAUCAGCCGCACUCGGCAGGGCAGCGAUGUGCUGAAGGCUUUGGGAUGGGACUCUGUUGUUCGGCACAGCCGCAGGCAGCAGUGGCCCGUUGUCCCUGAUGAAGUGGGCCCGCUGCCCAGUGAACUGUCAUCUGUGCCCAGCACGCUCAGCCUCAACUCAGAGUCCACCAGCUCACGCCACAACAGCGAGAGUGAAAGUCAGCCCAGUUUGUUUUUCAUGGACGAUGAUCGUGAGGGUUUGGACAUGUACGAGGACUCUUCUCUCGGUUUACACACGAAAACCUCAAAGGACAGAAGCCCCUUCACCAUCCUGACUUCUUCACAUCUCCGAACCCGAUUUCUGAACUCCCUGUCUCUCCCCAGUAAGAAGGGACGGGGCCCCAGUGACACUAAAGGCACAACAAACGCAGGAAAAUCUCCAGAGGAGCUCCGGCUCAUGCGGCGCAACCGGACCAUAACUGAGCCCUCAAACUACUCUCCAGGCCACUCGGGGCAGAGCGAGGUCUUUUAUAAUGGCAGUCGCAUGCCUCGCAGCCCAACGGUCAGCCUUGAAACUUCGUUUGUGGGUAUUAAAGCACUAGCAGAGCCGUACGGCACAGAGGGAUGCUCGGAUUUGGAAAGCAGAGGUCAUCACAAGGCCGUGACACCGGGUGAGAGCCAGAGGGAGAGGAGCAGCAGGGAGCGUUUGACCUGCGACGGUGCGUCUGUGCUGCCCGGCGGGGGCACGUUUAAGAGCCGCAGUCAUAGCUUCAACACGGACACCACCACCAGUGGCAUCAGCUCCAUGAGCUCCUCCCCUUCCCGAGAGCCCGCCUCCUCCAUCGCCAUGGAUACGGACUGCGCCAGCCUCAACACGGUGGUCAGCGCUAAAACUGUGAAAAUGCAACACUCGCUCAGUCCUCAGUCCAACCACAACCACAUCCUGUUGUCCAAGUCUAAUUCCACCUCUCUGGUUCCUCCCGGGUCGGCUCACACGCUGCCGCGUAGGGCACAGUCGCUGAAGUCGCCCUCCGUGGCCACCAUCAAGAGCCUGGUGGACUGCAGCUACAUCUACACGAGCCCACGUGACGCCCUGGGUUACGCCACGCUAAAGCGCCUGCAGCAGCAGAGGAUCCACCCGUCCCUGUCACACAGCGAAGCGCUGGCGUCUCCCGCUAAAGACGUGCUGUUUACAGACACCAUCACCAUGAAAACACGCAGCCUCGACUCCCGGCUCACGCCACGCAGGUUUUUGAAAGCUCUGAGUUUUGCGUCUCUGGAUAAGGAGGACUUGUUGAGUCCGAUCAAUCACUCCACACUGCAGCGAUCCUUUUCCCUGCGCUCCAUGGUCUCCAGCGCCACCUUCGGCUGCAGUGAGGACUAUAUUGGCCUGGCACUGCCCCUGGACAUCAACCACAUGUUUCAGAUUCGAGAAACAUCAUAUUUCCAGAAGAGAACAAGCCCCCCUGCUGGAGAAAAAUCAUCCAAGUUUCUUUUUGGAGAAUCUGAUGAAGCGUGUUGUGGUCCUCUACUGAAGUCGCAGAUGAGUAUAACGGAGCUGUUAAACAGCAGCCGCUCGGAGCAGCACCACCUGCUGGGAGCCGACGAGAGCACAGGCCUUCAGGAGCACACGGAGAAGAACUGCCUCUACUGCUGCGCCGUCACUGUCCUCGGCUCACACACACACACACACCUGAACAACACACACGCGCGCGCAGAUCUGUCUGAUGGUUUCUCUCAGUGGCACAGCCAGCCUUCUCACAAUCACCUGGAGGUGGUCGCCCAGUCCAAGUUCUCUGGGAUCUCGGGCUGCAGCGACGCCGGCCGUCAGUCAGGGUCGGCCAGCAGCACUCCCAGCACAGAGCUCAUACUGGGUGGAAAAGCCAUAUCUGAGGACGGACCGGCCUGCAGAGUUCUGUUGAGGAAAGAGGUUCUGCGACUCGUCAUCAACCUCAGCUCUUCAGUCGGCACCAAAGGACAUGAAACCGGACUUCUCACGAUAAAAGAGAAGUUUCCCUUCACGUUUGAUGACAUCUGCCUGUACUCUGAGGUCUCCUUCCUGCUGGCCAACUGCAUGUUUUUCGUCUGGCUUCACGCCUUCAUCCAAGAGCUCUUCCAGGACGUGCAGUUCAUUCCGUUGUACGUCGAAGCUGAAGCGGUUUUGAAUAAACCUUCACAAGCUGUCCCGGCGGACACAGAGGAGUCUUGA